AUGGCCGAAGCUGGACAACCAAGAGCGCUUCCAACGGCUUUUGCUCCACCGCCGCCUCUCUGGAAGCACUUUACUCCGGGCAAUCUCAAGAAACUGGAGGAGAUCAAGAGAGAGGCCUCGAAAGGAGAAGACGGCAAAGCGCGGAGGAAAGACUGGACGCCUGCCGAGCUGCGCGCCCUCGAUCUAUCACCAGAGCUCGGUUUCCUCGUGCCACCAGAGAUUCCCACCAAAGGACACUAUAGCGUGUUUGGGGAAUUACAAAGUCUCUCCACGGCUCUCCCCUCUCUACAAGAGCAGGGUAUCGAACAGCUCUACCCAUCACCCCCAACAGAAACAGACCGCGAAGCCCCGUCACAACCCUCUCGUCCAUUCAAUCACGCCUACUAUCUUUUAAAAAUUAGCAAAUCUUUGCUCUUGAACUUCCUGGAGUUUGUGGGUGUCCUCUCCGUAGCCCCGGAGCAAUUCCAGGCCAAAGUGGAGGAUUUGCGCAAUCUAUUUAUCAACGCGCAUCAUCUCUUGAAUCUCUACCGACCACAUCAAGCACGCGAGUCCCUAAUUAUGAUGAUGGAGGAGCAGCUCAAACGAAGCCGAGAAGAAAUCGAACAGAUGGACAAAUUGCAUACGGAGAUCAAGGGCUUUCUGGAUCAGUUGAAAGCUCAAGGAGUUGACGUGGAUUCCGCAGCUGAAUCGGUCAGUAAGGCCACCAAAAAGGACGAUACGUCGAACAAAAGAGCUGCCGAAGACUCUGGGCUCAUUUGGGAUAUACUCGGCGAAAUCGAUUAA
Aspergillus clavatus NRRL 1 is the source of this 783-nucleotide messenger RNA. It is a transcript of the gene med7, whose product is annotated as mediator complex subunit MED7. Gene Ontology annotation, biological process: regulation of transcription by RNA polymerase II. The transcript is spliced from 2 exons. The record is from RefSeq and is a predicted model, not a curated record. Lineage: Eukaryota; Fungi; Ascomycota; Eurotiomycetes; Eurotiales; Aspergillaceae. Bases 1 to 783 code for a protein of 260 amino acids. Gene Ontology annotation, cellular component: mediator complex; core mediator complex. Gene Ontology annotation, molecular function: transcription coregulator activity.